UUUCCUCUCAAAAGUUCAUUUCGAAGUCUCGUGAGUCGUCGUCACCGUGUUGCUUGGUUUGGUUAAAUUUCAGAAGGCGACAGGAUUUGACUCUUAGUAGGGAGCAAAGUGCUUUUUGUGAGAAAAAGAAUUAUACUGGAUGGCAUCGGCUGCAAUAAAAUCAGGGGCGUUGGUUUCACUGAAAGACCUGAAGCCAUCUUCAGAGUUCUUCAAGGAUGGGGCUUCACUUAGAGUUACUGGAAAGUUAGUGGAGUAUUCUGUGGAGACAGCCAUUGCCAUAAUCGUCGAUGGAAAUGUUAGCUUGAAGAUCGACACACGGCAUCUGAGAGAGCUUACCUUUCGCAUUGGCUCCAUAUAUCAAUUUAUUGGUGAACUACUUGUUCAAUCAGAAAAUGAGGCAACUCUGCAGGCACGUGUUGGUAGGAAUGUUGACGGCAUUGACCUGAACCUGUAUCAUCAGUCCCUACAACUGUUAAAACAAUUUCAGGCUGAUCACUUAAACAAGAGAACAAAUUAGUUCACUUUUCACCUUGAGGAGGUAAUCCAGCUUAUCUUUGAAAUUUUAAAGUAGGAAUGACUUUUUACUUUUACUUUUGCGUCUGUAAAGAAGAUCUCAGUAAGUAAAUUACUUUUUUUACUAAUAUCUUUUAUUGAGUGAA
Molecule: messenger RNA, 659 nt
Organism: Cucurbita moschata (crookneck pumpkin)
Lineage: Eukaryota; Viridiplantae; Streptophyta; Magnoliopsida; Cucurbitales; Cucurbitaceae
Product: CST complex subunit TEN1
Exons: 4
Coding region: 140-517 (125 amino acids)
Biological process (GO): negative regulation of telomere maintenance via telomerase
Cellular component (GO): CST complex
Molecular function (GO): telomerase inhibitor activity; single-stranded DNA binding; telomeric repeat DNA binding
Source: RefSeq, a predicted model, not a curated record